AUGCUUUUAGAUGUAAUCAAUUUUAAUGUAGCCAAUGGUCCUGGUAAAAGUGAUAUUAUUCAAUGUUUUAUCUUUCUCCAAUUGAUUCAAUCUCUAGAGCGAAUGAAAUAUUUAAACUCUGAAAAGAAAAGAAUAAUAUUAAUGUUUCCUAGGAAUAAUGAUCCAAAAGUUACUAAGUAA
Dictyostelium discoideum AX4 is the source of this 180-nucleotide messenger RNA. RefSeq lists its product as hypothetical. Lineage: Eukaryota; Evosea; Eumycetozoa; Dictyosteliales; Dictyosteliaceae. The record is from RefSeq and is a predicted model, not a curated record. The transcript has a single exon. Bases 1 to 180 code for a protein of 59 amino acids.